Molecule: messenger RNA, 312 nt
Organism: Plasmopara halstedii
Lineage: Eukaryota; Oomycota; Peronosporomycetes; Peronosporales; Peronosporaceae
Product: duf339 family protein
Exons: 1
Coding region: 1-312 (103 amino acids)
Biological process (GO): mitochondrial electron transport, succinate to ubiquinone; tricarboxylic acid cycle; protein-FAD linkage
Cellular component (GO): mitochondrion
Source: RefSeq, a predicted model, not a curated record
AUGGACGAAGCUAAUCGUAAGCGUAUCAUUUAUCGUAGUAAACAACGUGGAUGGCUUGAAGUGGAUCUACUAUUGGGCCGCUGGGCUAGUGAGAAUGUCAUGCAACUUUCAAGCGACCAAUUGCAGCAGUAUGAGGAUAUUCUUAACGAAGAGACGAUUGAUAUUUUCAAUUACAUCUCUGGUAAAUGUUCAGUCCCUAAAAGAUUGGACACACCGAUGAUGAAGAGAUUGCAAGAAUAUUGCCUUACAUCUCCUCUUGGUAAGGCUUCUAUCGAGGGGUUUGCUGAGAACAAGAAGUUUAUGAGCAAUUAA